Messenger RNA from Cladocopium goreaui, 2312 nucleotides. The record is from the annotation of a GenBank genome assembly. Lineage: Eukaryota; Dinophyceae; Suessiales; Symbiodiniaceae.
CUGUUUCCCAACACAUUUAGGGGUCAGUGAUGACCAAUGCCAUGGAAUGCUCAUUUCCUCUCAUUGAGCUCAGUGAGGGAUGUAUGUGGUGGCAUUUGCCCUUAAUCGCGGCUGUGCUUUUGUCACCCUGUUUCUCCCUGUGCAAGAUGCUGAAACGCAAGUUCAAAAGACGUUCAGAAGUCCAGGAGCACUCCUUAAAUGAUUUGUACGGUGCAUUGUGGGAUGAAACAGAUGAGAAGGUGGAGCACUACACUGAGCUCCUGUGUAGACCUAAAUGGUACUGUUACUGGGAUGCUAUGAGCCGCAAAGAUGUAGAGUCCAGAGUUCAUGAGUUUCGCGCACAUCAAAGCAGAAUCGGUGGAGUAAGUCUGCGCUAUGUGUUGUCCAAUGAAUUUGCACAACUCGCAAGACGUCGCACUGGCCAGACAAAUCCGACCUUCAACGAAAUGAAAGAGGCAUUCUGGCUGGGACAGGAUCCCAUUGGAAAAGACAUCAUUUGCCCCAGAGACGGAAAGCCAGGCUGUGCCAUGGUAGAUUGGAUUCCUCGGGCUGAUCGACGCGAACAGACCCAUUUUGUGUCAUGGACUUGGUGUUACACACUAGAAGACGUCCGCAGUGCGCUGAACACGCUGACACGGUCAACUGCUCUUGACACAAUCUUUUUAUCAAUGUGUUUUUUUGUCAAAAAUCACUUUCGAUGUUUGAUUGAACCAACGGCAGCGACAGGUAGUGAUGAUUUGUACGAUGAAGAAUUUGAGCACAAUCUGACGAGGAUAGGGUGCAUGGUCGUAGUCUUGGAUACCUGGAACCAACCAACAUACAUAAAACGUAUUUGGACGAUUUAUGAGCACUUCACAGCCUGCAAGCUGGCUAUACCAGUAAGAAUGGUGAUGCCAGAGACGGCUCUUGAGUCCUUGCGUCUUAAGGUGCAACUUGGUGCAGAGGGAUGGUACGAAAUCUCUCAGGCACUGGCUGAAAUGAAGUGCCAAGAAGCUAUGGCCUUUAAUUCAGAAGAUGAGGCGAAGAAACGCUUAAUCGGUGAGACAGUGGGAUUUGGCAGAGUAGACCGGCACCUGAAUCACGCCAUGAGCAUGAUGAUGAUGGAAUCAGUUUUCCAAUAUAGUAUUAGUGAUUUUCAGGGUGUAGUUGCUGACCAGAAGUUGAAACACACAUUGAAACUCCUGGAAGAAGAGCUGUGGGAUGAGCAAGACGACGCAAUUUCCAGGUACGUCGACCUCCUGUUGGAUUUGGAAAUGUCCCGUGAAACGGUAGAGUCGGAAAUUCGGAAGAUCCGAGCAGAACAGAGUGAAGCGGCAGGUGUGAGUUUGCGAUACAUUUUGUCCGUUGAAUUUGAUGAGUUGGCCAGCAGCCGCACUGGCCAGACAAAUCCGACCUUCAACGAAAUGAAAGAGGCAUUCUGGCUGGGACAGUAUCCCAUUGGAAAAGACAUCAUUUGCCCCAGAGAUGGAAUGCCAGGCUGUGCCAUGGUAGAUUGGAUUCCUCGGCCUGAUCGACGCAAACAGACCCACUUCAUGUCAUGGACUUGGAAAUACACACUGGGGCAGCUGCACAGUGCUUUGGAAAUGUUCAAAAUGAACACAACCCCUCCCCGUGACACCAGUUCGAUUUUUUUCUAUAUCUGUUUCUUUGUCAACAAUCAAUUUCGAAUCAUUGUGGAUGGUGUGGCAGCAGGCAGUGAUGACCUUGAGAAUUCCUUUAAGGUGAAUUUGAGUCGAUCAGGAAGGAUGGUGGCAGUCUUGGACACUUGGGAAGAUCCGGUCUACUUGAAAAGAGUGUGGACUGUCUAUGAACAGUUUGUUGCUUGUUCAUCCAGGCUGCCAGUGGAGUUUGUGAUGCCAGACGCUUCAAUGGCAUCCCUGCAGGACCACAUCCGGCAGGGUGAAAGAGGUUUGAAGAAAGUCACAGCUUCAAUCUGCAAGGUUGAUUCUGAAAAAGCUGAAGCUUGGAAAGCCGAGGAUGAAAAGAAAGUGAAAGCAGCCAUCCGCGACUCGGUGGGCUUCGAGGAGGUCAACCAGCAUGUGAGGAACGCCUUGGUGGAUUGGAUUGGCCAGGCCGUCCGGAAACAGUUCCAGGAACUCGUGGAUGCUGCGAUAUGACAAUAUGACUGGGCCUAUUGCUACUACCAGCUCCACGGCAAAAUUCUCCGAAGCUUGCCCCUUACUUUGAUUCCGGAUGCUUCCGGUUUAUUUAACUUGGCGAAUUUAGAUAUUGCCGCUCCUUGUCAGACGCAGUGGUGGCGCAAAAGUGAUACUGUAUCACUUGCAAUUUGGUUUCACCAACUUGGAUCCACC